GCGGUCAGUUCGCAAAUAUCAGUACAGUACGAAACGUUCACCUGCUCGGCGACUCACCUGCUCCGACCUGGCGUCAUCACGAUGGGAAAGUGUUCCCGGAUUUGGGUUGUCUGCUUCGUAUUUUAUACGGUUCUUCCUACGAAAUUCACCGCCGCCGAAGAACCCGCUCCUCAAUGGACGACGCCGUUGGACGUGACUUGGCCCCGGCCAGACCAGGCCGUUGCGAAUUUUAUUCUACGGCGAUCCUCGGCCCGGCAGAAGCGUCAAUUUGGGGGGUUCGACUUUAGCAGUGCCAACGCCAACGCAAACGCCUUCAGCCAAGGGUUUGGACCGGACGGGUUCGGCGCGAGUGCGGCCAAUGCCCAGGCCCAGUCGUUCCAGAGUGGAGGACCGUUGGGUUCGUUUGGGGCAUCGGCUGCGAAUGCGGCAUCGCAAGGGUUCAACGUUGGGCCAGGGGGCUUGAGUGGAUCGGCAUCGUUUGGUGGGAGUCAGACGUACAACUUUCCUGGGGAUCGGGAUCUGUCGAUUUCGUACUCGAACGGGUUUGCUGUUGGAGAGGACGGAAUGCCGACGUAUUCUGGAGGACAUGCGUUGAGUUGGAGCUGAGUAUUAUGAUUGUGUUUUAUGAUUUUGUAUAACUAAAUAAAAAAAUAAUCAAUCAUUAUUUCAUAUAACAGCAAUUCAUAAACAUUAAAGCAAAUUUAUGCGCAAGUUAAAACACCCACCGUCUCCAUGAAAACCGAACAUGUUUUUUUCGUUUAAUUUGUAUGUUGAAAGCAAUCUAAAUAAAGCCAAUAAUUUAAAUUUGCUUGUCAAGACAUUGGAUGUAAUGAGGAAUAAGAUUAAGA
This is a messenger RNA of Culex quinquefasciatus (southern house mosquito), 848 nucleotides long. RefSeq lists its product as uncharacterized. Bases 82 to 606 code for a protein of 174 amino acids. NCBI's taxonomy places the organism in Eukaryota, Metazoa, Arthropoda, Insecta, Diptera, Culicidae. The transcript is spliced from 3 exons. The record is from RefSeq and is a predicted model, not a curated record.